Molecule: messenger RNA, 1560 nt
Organism: Nematocida major
Lineage: Eukaryota; Fungi; Microsporidia
Product: T-complex protein 1 subunit eta
Exons: 1
Coding region: 1-1560 (519 amino acids)
Biological process (GO): protein folding
Cellular component (GO): chaperonin-containing T-complex
Molecular function (GO): ATP hydrolysis activity; ATP binding; ATP-dependent protein folding chaperone
Source: RefSeq, a predicted model, not a curated record
AUGUCAUAUUCGCAGAAUACGCCAGUGCUCAUUCUUCGAGAAGAAACAGAUACUAGGUUUGGAAAGAACCAAAUCAUACGAAAUAUAGAAAUGUGUGAGAAGGUUGCAAAUAUUCUCAAAACGACAUUAGGCCCUAACGGCUUGGACAAGAUGUUUUUCAAUGGGAAAGAUAUACUUAUUACUAACGACGGGGCAACCAUAAUGAAAAGCCUGGACAUAGUUGACCCUGCUGCCCAAAUUCUCCUGAACUCCUCGGAGGCCCAGGACCGGGACAUAGGGGACGGCACCACCAGUGUGGUGCUGCUGUCGUCCGCCAUACUCCGGAAUCUGAAGCCGCUGGUCAAGGAAAACACUUCCAUCUCUUUGAUAACGAAGGAGCUGGGCCGUCUUGGAAAGGCAAUAUCGGAGAUGUCCAGAAACUUGCUGGUGGCGUUUGACAAUGAGUCCCUCCAGAUGCUGGCAGAAACCAGCCUGAACUCAAAGAUACUGUGCAACCACAAGAAGCACUUUGGAAACAUGGUGAUAAAAACGCUGGGCACGCAGGACAAAGACAUUUCGAUCAAAAAAAUAAGCGGAGGGUCGAUUGAAAGCAGCUUCAUCGUUGGGGGAGUGGCCUUUGAAAAGUGCUUCACAUACGCGGGGUACGAGCAGCAGCCAAAGCGCAUUUUGAACCCGAAAAUAGCGGUUCUGAAGGUGGAGCUGGAGUGGAAGAGCGAAGUGGAGAAUAGCGAAAUGAGAAUCUCCGGCGCCGGGGAGUACUCUAAGGUGGUUUCAACCGAGUGGAAGCUUAUCACAGACAGGCUGGACAAAAUCAUACAGUCCGGCGCAAAUGUGGUUCUUAGCACGCUCUCCAUAGGAGACUAUGCAACACAGUAUUUUGCAAAGUACGGAGUGUUCUCUGCAGGAAGAGUGCCGGAGUCUGAGAUCAGCCGAAUAACCCAGGUCUUUGGCGGAAGGUUUGUCAGCACGGUUUCUCUGCUGAGCGACCGCGCGCUUGCACGGUGUGCCCUGUUCGAGGAGAAGGAGAUAGGGCGCAGCAGAUACAACAUAUUCUACAGCAGCGUCGACAACUCAGAGGUCAGCACAGCGUCAACUAUUAUAUUGCGGGGCCCUGGGGCCGAGAUACUCGCCGAGGUCGAAAGAAGCCUGCACGACUCCAUGGCCGUGGCAAGAAGAACCGUCGCCAGCAAAGAGAUCGUGGCAGGCGGUGGCGCGUACGAGAUGGAAAUCAGCCGGGAGCUAAGAAAGCUUGCAACAGAGUACAGUACAGCAGAAAGGUUUGUCGUCAAGGCCGUCUCGGAAGCCUUCGAGGUGAUCCCUUUCCAGCUGGCAAAGAACUUUGGGCACGACGCUAUAAACACGGUCCAGGUCCUUAGAAAGUCGCAUGGCGAGGGCCUGGUCCACUACGGCGUGUGCGAGGGCGGAGUGGAGGACUCCUUGUCUGCAUACGUUAUUGAGCCGCUGGAGGUCAAAACACACAUGAUCAAGGCGGCUCUCAGCGCGGCAGUGGCCAUAUUGUCGAUAGACGCCACUAUUGUAUCGGGAAGCAAACAGCAGUAG